AUGUAUAGACCUAGUCCAGUGGUUUCAAGAAAGAUAAGACAAUAUAACCAUCAGUUCACAAAGAAGAAAAUGAUAGACUCAUUUCUUAACAAAAAGUCAACACACAUUAAAAUGGACAAACUGCUCCUCAAAGACCCAGAGAAGAAUGCUAUCACAGAUCCAACCAUAAUCAAAAAAAUGACAGUGAACCAUUACAAACAGAUCGCAACUCCAAUACUGCAAAAACAGAAAACUGAAAAGUACAAAUGGUGGGCAGAAUUCAUAUCAAAAAUACAAAUAGAUCCAACAUGA
Acaulospora morrowiae is the source of this 291-nucleotide messenger RNA. Lineage: Eukaryota; Fungi; Glomeromycota; Glomeromycetes; Diversisporales; Acaulosporaceae. The record is from the annotation of a GenBank genome assembly.